AUGGAUGCCCUACUUGGUCCCCCUGUGCCUACCGACCCGGCCGCCGUGCCACCGCGCACGCCGCUACAUGGGCGCUUCACGUCCCUGGUCCCCCUGGAGCCGUCGCAUGCACCAGCCAGCUUCAAGCAUCUCGCGGGCGAGGGAAAUGCCCAGCCGUGGACCUUCAUGUUCGGCGGCCCCUACAACACAGAGGCCGAGUGGCAGAAGGCCGUUGACGACUGGUGCAAGCCCAGCGACCCCCUCUGCUAUGCUGUGCUCGCCAAGCCCACGCCUGACGCCGGCAGCCCAGAGCCGGUCGGGCUCAUGUCGUUCAUGAACAUUGUCCCUGCGCACCGCCGGCUGGAAAUUGGGAGCAUCAUCUUCGGCCAGGCGCUGAGGAAGACGCGCAUGGCCACCGAGGCCUUCUACCUGACCAUGAGGCACGCCUUUGACGACCUGGGCUACUCCCGGUUCGAGUGGAAGGCGAACCAUUUGAACAAGCCCAGCUUGGCGGCAGCUGAACGGCUCGGCUUCGUCUUCGAGGGAAUCUUCAGGAAGCACAUGAUCAUCAAAGGUCGUAGCCGUGAUACAGCAUGGUACAGCAUCACCGAUGACGAAUGGCCUGUCAUCAAAAAGGCCCUGGAAACCUGGUUAAGUGACGAUAAUUUUGACGCGAAUGGUCAGCAAAUCAGAGAUUUGAAGGAAAUCAGAGCAUCCAUCCACGCCAACGUAGCUUAG
Clonostachys byssicola is the source of this 717-nucleotide messenger RNA. The record is from the annotation of a GenBank genome assembly. NCBI's taxonomy places the organism in Eukaryota, Fungi, Ascomycota, Sordariomycetes, Hypocreales, Bionectriaceae.